UACUAUUUCAAGUCUCAGGCUAUGGUAUAAAAAGGUGUUAAAAGAAAAGGAGAAAUACCAUUCAACGCCGCCGAGAUAUAUGGUGACGCUGGCUAUAAUCGACGGUCCGAAGGCAGAAGUCGACAUGAAUUCGAAGAUUUCAAAACAAUCUUUGGAGACCGAGUUUGAGAAAAUGGAUCUCAGUGAAAGAAAAAUCCCUUCCUUUCACAAAAGAUCGAUAAGUGAUACUAUACUUUACAUCGGCAUUGAUCCUGAAAAUUUUCUUUAUGAUAUCAAUAAUUUCACUGAGAUCGGAGAUUCUGAUUCUUCUGAGGCAAAUACUUUAGAUAUGAAUGAUAUUACAAACGAAGAUAUGGGCGAUUUUGUUGAUCUUGGCCAGUAUGACGAAGAGCUGAAGGAACCAACAAGUGAAUAUUUUGGAGAUGUAGAAGACGCUUACUAUGAAGAACUUUCGUGUUUGGAGGAAUUGGAGAAGGAUAUUGAAAUUCUCGAGGCGCAAAUAUCUUCUCUUAAAGUUCAAUUGAGGGAAUGUGAACGCAUGUGCCAAACGGCUGAUGAAGAAAGCAGAAUCCUGACGGCCAUGAUCGAGGAGGCUCGGGCUUAUCAGCCAGGCGAUCAUGUGGGUAUGGCUAGACUCAUCGAGUUGAUGGAUGAGCAGCAACGCUUGUGGAAUCUGCGAUUUAUGUGAGAUUUCAAAGCUCCGAGUGCCAUGGAAGAUCAGAGAAUGGUUAAAUCCUCUCGAAUAAAAUUGGAUGCAUCAACAUUUUGUCUUUUUUCAAUGUUUGGACCGACAGGCUGAGUUCCGUCGCAGUUUUAUGAUUUGAUAUUGUACCGGAUAUUUUUCGGAGUUAUAUUAUAUGCAGAAUAAGA
Tarenaya hassleriana is the source of this 870-nucleotide messenger RNA. RefSeq lists its product as uncharacterized. NCBI's taxonomy places the organism in Eukaryota, Viridiplantae, Streptophyta, Magnoliopsida, Brassicales, Cleomaceae. The coding region runs from base 80 to 688 and encodes 202 amino acids. The record is from RefSeq and is a predicted model, not a curated record. The transcript has 5 exons.